Molecule: messenger RNA, 1444 nt
Organism: Bombina bombina (fire-bellied toad)
Lineage: Eukaryota; Metazoa; Chordata; Amphibia; Anura; Bombinatoridae
Gene: P2RY12
Product: purinergic receptor P2Y12
Exons: 2
Coding region: 216-1274 (352 amino acids)
Biological process (GO): G protein-coupled receptor signaling pathway; blood coagulation
Cellular component (GO): membrane
Molecular function (GO): G protein-coupled purinergic nucleotide receptor activity
Source: RefSeq, a predicted model, not a curated record
UGAAAGGGUGAAAUGUUUUUUUUUUCUCCAAGACAAAGUUGUACAGAUUGAAUCACACCCAUCUAUGCUUUACAUUUUUUAAUCCAUCAUGAACACAUAGAUGUUCUUUGGGUUUUCUUUUUUUUUUUUCUUAAAAAAAUUCAGCACUGCCUUAUGACUCCCUGGGUACAAAUAAUACAAUUUUAAAUACAAACCAAAGUAACAAGGAUACCACAAUGGAAUAUUCAGGAAAUGGGGACACCAUGGAUGAAGCAGAUAUACAUAAUAUUACUGGCAACAUGGGCAACGGCAGUGUGUGCUCUAGAGAGAAUCGAGUUAAUCAAGUCCUUUUUCCUGUACUCUAUACAAUCUUGUUCAUUGCUGGAAUAAUCAUGAAUGGCUUGGCAAUGAUAUUAUUUUUCCAAAUUCCAAGUAAAUCCAAUUUCAUUAUUUUCCUGAAAAAUUCAGUUAUUUCUGACACUUUAAUGAUUAUGACAUUUCCAUUUAAAAUUCUAAGUGAUUCAAGACUUGGACUUUGGCCACUUAAAGGUUUUGUUUGUCAAGUUACGUCGGUGAUAUUCUAUUAUACAAUGUACAUCAGUAUUAUAUUUCUUGGACUAAUAACCAUUGACCGUUAUCUGAAAACAGUCAGACCAUUUAAAAAGUCUCACUCAACAAACCUGCGAUCAUCAAAGAUUUUAUCAGUCAUUAUAUGGGUCGUUAUGUUCUCACUUUCAUUGCCCAAUAUGAUUCUGACCAAUAAGACACAAACACCAAAAAGCGUGAAGAAAUGUGCUAUACUUAAAUCUAAUUUUGGCUUGGUUUGGCAUGAAAUUGUAAACUACAUAUGUCAAUUCAUCUUCUGGAUUAUAUUUUCCAUCAUUAUUAUUUGUUAUAUACUCAUAACACGAACCCUUUACCAGUCAUACAAACGAACUAGGAAAGAAAGCUCAGGAUCUCGAAAAAAGGUGAACAUGAAAGUAUUUAUUAUUAUUGCAGUUUUUUUCAUUUGUUUUGCUCCCUUUCACUUUGCCCGGAUUCCAUAUACACUAAGUCAAACAAGAGAUGCUUUUAAAUGCUCUGCAAAAACGACUCUCUUUUAUCUUAAGGAGAGCACAUUGUGGAUGGCAUCUUUAAAUGCAUGUCUGGAUCCAUUCAUUUACUUUUUUCUCUGUAGAGCAUUUAGAAAUUCACUCGUAAACAUGUGGAGAAAAAGGAGAGCAUGUAUAUCUUCUUACACAAGACCGCGGAUUCGGAAGAGGUACAACAUAAGAUGCCAGGAAACCAAUAUUUAGCUUGCAUCUAUGCUACACCUUUGCUCUUAUUAGUAUUCCAGUAUUACAAAUUAUUAAUCAACAUAAUCAACAGUGGUGUCUUCAUCAGACUUUUUCAGGACAAUCUUAUUUUGAAUGUAUUCUUUCCGAUCUAAGUAACAGUCUGCACCAUUAAAUAUUAUUGCAUUUUA